AUGUCUCCAGAAAUCAUGUUGUGGGCUGGUAGUUAUGAAGAAGCUGGUAAGAUAUUCGCAAGUGGGAAUAGUGAUGCAGACCAAAUUGCAACCGCUCACAAGAUAUUCCGCAAUAAUUCUGAAAACAAAAAUAACUUCACAUUGAUGCAUGCUUGGAAGAUGCUUAUUCAUGAUAACCCAAAGUGGAGGGUGAUGAUGAGAUGGGCUAUGUCAAAGACAGAUAGACAAGCAUACGAUGCCAAUCUACGAAUUUCUACUAAAGAGAGUGGAGGAAGUGGAAAGAGAACUAGACUUGAUGAUGAUGGUGACACCGUCUUGCCAAGUGGUGAGAGCUUCGUAUCUGGAGGUAUAUCUCGACCUGAUGGUGUAAAGAAAGCUAAGGCCGGAAGAAAAGGCAAAGGGGCAGAAUCAUCAGAGGCAGUUUCAUCUUUUGGAAGUCAUUUGCAAGCUAACACUGAAGUGAGGAAUAAUGAGCACCAACUAAAUUUAAAGAGAUUCGAGCGAGCAGGCGAGCAGCAGAAAAGACUAUAA
This is a messenger RNA of Spinacia oleracea (spinach), 531 nucleotides long. RefSeq lists its product as uncharacterized. The record is from RefSeq and is a predicted model, not a curated record. Lineage: Eukaryota; Viridiplantae; Streptophyta; Magnoliopsida; Caryophyllales; Amaranthaceae. The transcript has a single exon. Bases 1 to 531 code for a protein of 176 amino acids.